GCUUAACCUAAGUGACUCGAAAGGGCCCCCUAUAAAAUUCCUUUAGAGCUCCAGAGCCGAUUUGGGCUCUUGGCAGUUACUAGUCACGUGGAAAUAUUCCCGGGUCAGCCUACCUAUGUGCCUUUACCCGUAUCUCUCUUCCUAUGAUGAUACCUCGAACGUUUUCCGGCUCCGCUAGUGGCCCCUUAUAGAACCUACCCAGGUCCUCCUACCCAUCUUCGCUUACCCAAAUUCCCUUACCUAUAUUGCUCUUCCCAUGAAUCUCUGGAAUGCCUACACGGCCAAGCAAGGGUGCGUGCCGCCAUACAAGUCUUGCCUGCAGGAGAGAGGCUUUGGACCGCAGACUUCUAUACUGUCGGUCCGGAGCUGGCGGCGACAUUGGUCGAGGAGUACGCCAAUAACGAGUGGCAUCCAGGUGAGAUCUACCACAGAAUGCGGCAGUGUCACCGGCAAAAAAACCAGGGUGUCGAUAACUUGUGGUUCGAGAAGCGAUGGCGGGCGCAUUUAUCCCGCCACGAGCAACGAAAUGUCGCGGCGCUCUCACACUAUGACGAUAUCAUGUCUACGUGCGACGAUCUUCUAGACGUCCCUGGACUUCGGAAAGAUUGGAGGUUAACCACGUGGCAUAAAAUACUUUCGAUGAGAAUCGAUGAGUAUAUUCUCAAUUAUCUCACCUCUAUGAAGAAUUUCUGGUAUGGGAUUGUCCAGGGAGAUAGCGAGGCUCUACAGAAAGUAGACGAAGCCACCGUUAAAGCCUUGGAGCUCAUGGCUCCUGGGGCUUGUAGGGUGGAUGCCCGGACUCUACACUGUCAACUGGAUAGUGGUCAUAUUUUCGGCGCAUUCAAUGGCCGUGAGCGCGAGGAGAUCUGGGUCAGGGUGCUUGAUUUUACAUCCGACCGCUUAGUCCCUACUUUCUCAAGCUUCUUUGAGGAUUUAAACUGGUUCAAACAUCCUAUCGAUUGCGUCAGGCGGUUAAUACAUUUGGGGCCUCGCGAGACCAUCGUUUCCGCCCUGGGACGGAUGUUUUCCGAUCUGAACCAACAAGCCGGCUACUGCGUGAUCCAGAGAUCUGAGCACACGUUUGUUUCAGCGCCAGGGAAUCGAGCCAACCGACUGGACUGGGGGAUCAGACAGAUCUUCAUUUCUGCAAUGCGCAACUACCCCGACAUGGCUCCACGCCCGAAGAAGAGAGAUUUGCUGGCAAAACCGAAAACGAAAGAAGCAGAUACGACCGGUUUAUUUGAGUUUGCGGUUCUUGCUCAUCGGCUAGGCUUUGAGUCUCCCGAGAUCCACGAGCUAAUGGAUUCCCCACCUCCUCUGUCGGCAUCGAAGGAGCACGUCACUUUUGUCGACGAUGCCAAUCCUGACACCAAGGUAAAGAGAUGUGGAACCCCAUAUGGUAAACAUCAUCAGAAAGACAGACGUUUGCUCUUUCUGGAAAACCUGCACAACGCAAGCAUUCAAGAACUGGGAGAGAUGUCGUCCUGGUUCGUACGUCGUUCCUCGUAUCUUGCUUUUUUCGGUAAGCUGGCCAGGACCUUUCCGCUUGGGGUUGUAACUGGGACAGCGAACUCUGAGCAGGCUAGAGAGACAGUCCAGAAAGAGGAUCGGAGACAAGCAGCAUUGUCAGCGAGAGAGGGACUUGAACAACAUCGUACUGUUCGCAAGACUGGGAAAUCUCGACCGUCGGCUCCGAGUAAAUCUUACUCGUCAAGCCUUGCUCAGAAUUUUAGAUAUCUCGAGCUGAAUUUGAUUCGGAAGUGCAUGCGGCGGCUGAAGAGAAUCGAAGACCUCGUCAGGAGGUGCUCCAAGAAGUGGAAUAAGAGGACGCUUUGCCGGGCAAGGAAGAGAGGAAUGCCCAAAUCAAAUACUGUAGCAUAAGGGAAAGAGCGGCGUCUCAAGGAGAAAAGACAGCUUAUCGGGAAAACAGAAAUCGAGGCGGAGAGGAGGAAGUAGAAGCAGAACCACUAUUGCGGCCACGGUUGUCAUGGUUGAACAACUUCGAAUCAUGAGGUUGACGUCGUCUCGCAGAUUGGAACACCCAACUCCGGCCCUGUUAUGCGCAACCUCAGGUGUAUUGCCACUCCUAUCUCGUUCAAGAUUACAAAGAAUCAUUUUUGGUAACAAGGCUGAACAAUCUAAACUCCUUUCAUCGAUAUCUAGAGAAUCGUUUGAG
Messenger RNA from Exophiala dermatitidis NIH/UT8656, 2176 nucleotides. RefSeq lists its product as uncharacterized. The transcript has 3 exons. NCBI's taxonomy places the organism in Eukaryota, Fungi, Ascomycota, Eurotiomycetes, Chaetothyriales, Herpotrichiellaceae. The record is from RefSeq and is a predicted model, not a curated record. Bases 433 to 1881 code for a protein of 482 amino acids.